AAUCUUUUGUUCCCUAUUGUGUGCAUGUCUCCAGAGGGCACGGUGUAUCAGAUCACACUCCCACCUGACUUAAUCUUGGCGUGCUAUUUCACAAACUGCCGCGCUCCACCCUCACGACUUACAAACACUCCUGAAAUUGCCUCGAGAGAAAAUAUCCAAUAAGGUUUGAGGUUAAGAAUUGAUCGGUUCGCUAUAUAGUGCCGGUAGAUAAAUCAUUAAUUCAUGUCAACAAGUGUGAUUGGCUGCAUCGAAAUGUCGCCAUGGAAACAAUGAUAUAGUUUGAUGUGCAACCUUGAUCGUGAAAAGAACACAUUGGUUUUGUUGAUUUCAGCUAAAAAUCGAUGUGUCUUUUACAUGUACAGGCCUAUAGCGAGUUUAUUCAGACGCUGUUCGUUCGGCGGCGGCAGCGGCCGUCCCAUAAGGAUUAUUUAUAUGAUUAUUUCCACUUCGUCACACAUGCCGUUUCGUGGUUGGAAAAUUAACAUGAACGAAUCCAUGUGUGUUUCUGUAAUGAAAUGCAUAUUUGUUAUACUGUCAUAUUGCAUCCCAAGUUAUAUUGCCUGUUUUUAGUCGACAUUCCGGACUAGCAUGGUUUUGCGAAAUUGCAGUCGAUCUUCCCGAAAUUGAAGUGACCUAAACAUUUUAAUAAAUAUCGGUUUGUCAUUUCCAGAAGCCAGUCCUAAAAACAAAAUGGUUUCUCAGUUCCUGACGCCGGAGUGACGGAUUUUUAUCCUUAGAUAAUCGUGCCUUUAGUACGGCCUGUAUUGUUGCAGACCUGAUAUGGUCAUCUUGUUUGAUUGAUAAAUAUCUGUGAUGUUUCAUGCCACGAAUUUUGGUUUUAGUUUAUGUAGAGAGAAAAAUUAAAAGUAAAUGGGCACCCAUGGAAUCGGAGUCGCUGUGAUUACAUCAGUACUGAGCACGCCCCCUUCCUGUUAAAUCAUUCCAAGUAGGAAGGAUGCGAAUACAAUACAGCCUCGCAUCUCAUUAAACUCUUCAUCCGGACGACCGUACAUGCAUAUUCCUCUCACUGAGAUUAUACUGUAGACGUGUGAAGCUCAUGAUCAUCGCUUCACUUUCCAUCAAUUUUGCUCUUCAUUUCUGAUCAGCUGUGAGCACAGUCGGCUGUUUCUCCGGCCAGAAGGACCGACGGUUUUGGGUCAAGUCAAGGCCGGUGUGUUUGUCUAAAUCGCUGUUUAGCAUCAACCUGUUCAGGAGCCGUACGAAUUUUGAGAUGUGAGGACCGUUUCUAUUUUUACCGUGGAUGUUGGCUACCUGCAUAUCUGCUGAUGUAGGGCCUAUACUUUAUUAGUUAUUUCUGUGCUGCACAAUAUACAGCAGAUGAUUGUGUACGAUUUGUUGACCUAUAUAUUCCUGGUGGCGUGGUUUGUAAAAUUAUGAAGACGGAUGGCAGUCUGGUUCGCUUGGCUGAUGUGAGAUGAGCAAUACGGACGCCAUCAUGAUGUAGCAACAUUCGAAUGACAUUAUGCGGGUUGGUUGUUGAUAUGAUAAAUUUAACUGAGGAUGGAGUAAUUCUGCAGCCUAGAGUAAACGGGCAUUAAACAAUGGCCAACCGAGUUAACAACGGAACAAGCCCAACAAAUGGGCACCAACGGCCCAUGGCAUCUGUUACCAAGGCAACAGGCUCAUCCCCACGGCGACCACGCCCUGCCUCAUACCAUCAAGAACUCAGUUCCUCGUCGUCGGGAAGUCCAAAAUCUUCAUCUGAGGCUCUCAAGAGAUCUUCAGUCACGAGUCCGGUGAGGGGACGCGAUCAGGCAACUGCAUCCCUGGCGCUGAAGAUUCCUCCCCGUGUGGAUAAGACGUACCGGCGUUCUGGCUCCCCAGGUGCCCGGUCUAGUGCCUCGGGUAGCUCCACUGGAAGCUCUGACUCGCUGCCUUCAAGGAAAGCCACUGUCACCUUAAAGAAACUGGCCACGAUGAGAGAGGAGGAUAAACUCAUCGAUUUAAAUCUUGUCUUCUACGGAGGAGAGAUUAAAUGCCAUCGGAUUGUUCUUGCGGCCAGCAGUCCGUACUUUCGUGACAUGUUGGCCGUUUCCAGCCAUCUUAGUAGACACGAUAGUAUUGAGAUGCGAGGGGUGGACAUGCAAGUCAUGCGAGCUCUGGUCGACUACGCUUACACGUCCACCAUCACUAUUGGCUACGACAGAGUCAAGACGUUGCUGGAAGCUGCCAAUAUGUUUCAAUUCCAAAGUGUCAUUGAUGCCUGUGUGGAUUACUUGAAGCGUUCAAGACGGAAGAUCAGACAGCGUUCGUCGAGCAGACAACGAAGUGAGACUGCGGGAGGCAGGAGUCCAUCCAGCGGAGGAAGUCCUCGAUCGGGGAGUCCUAGGACCACGCCUGUACAAAGCCCACGAGCUGCGAGCCCUCUGACUACCCCAUCCCCUCUACUGCCCAGCCCUAGAGAACCAUUCAAUGGAUCAUCUCCUAAGAUAGCAGUUAUCAAUGAUAAAGUUGGUGAUGAUGUUGCCAAGAUACUUCAAGAUGUGUCGCUAGGAGGUAACGGAGGAACCAUCAAUGAUGAAGAGGUAGAUGGAUUGAUGAAGAAUAAUGGUCUUUCAUCAGCUCUUGGAGUGGGUCCUAAGUACAGUAGGAGCGUAAGUACGGGAUCAGAGGGAUACUUGACAAGCUCCAUCGGCAGCGACUCAUCUACCGAAUCGUCCACUCACUUUGUUUUCCAUGACAACAGGCAUCCUUCUCGUCUCAUCCGCGAGAUGGUUAAGCUUCGUCAAGCUGCUCGCCUCACCGAUGUUGUGCUGAGGACCAAGAUUAAAGACUUCCCUUGCCAUCGGUUGCUCCUGGAAGCUUCAAGUAGUUACCUCUCCCGCGUGAUUUCGCAGGACUUGGAUGGCACAAAUGCCAUGGAUGUACACAUGAAGAGGAUUUCGUCCGACGUCUUGCAGAAGUUGAUCCAUUCGAUGUAUACGGGGAGGGUCGCUGUAUCAGAUCGCGAUGCUGCUCAGGUUUACAGAGCGGCCAAACGCUUCGGUUUGGAGGAGGUAUGCCAUGCGUGCGCCGUUGUUGAUCCAAGUUUAGAUUCGACAUCCACUGCCAACACGAGCCUGACUGACAGUAUGUUGUCGGGGGCAACAAAUGCUGACAGUCUUGAAAACUCGCUGGAAUAACAAUGUUUAUAAAGACCACCAUGGGGUGCACAGAGCAUAACUAGCCCCCCCCCCAUUCCCUC
Patiria miniata (bat star) is the source of this 3205-nucleotide messenger RNA. RefSeq lists its product as uncharacterized. Gene Ontology annotation, molecular function: protein binding. The record is from RefSeq and is a predicted model, not a curated record. Lineage: Eukaryota; Metazoa; Echinodermata; Asteroidea; Valvatida; Asterinidae. The transcript has 2 exons. The coding region runs from base 1563 to 3143 and encodes 526 amino acids.